GAUUCAGUAGAGAUCUAUCAGAGUCUCACUUCGAUACACCAUAGCCAUUUGAAGGAUUAUGUCAAUAAGUUGGAUGACACAGACGGCUUUCAGAACGAAUUUAUGUGGAUAUGUGAACAAGAACAAUUGCUCAGCACUGACCAGACGAGCGCAAAAGACCCUCAGAACAAAGAUAAGAAUAGGUACAGCAAUAUAUUGCCUCUAGAACAUAGUCGUGUAAAACUUGAAAAUGCAAAGAACGAUUACAUCAACGCCAAUUAUAUACAUGGAUACAACAAGAAAAACCAAUUCAUCGCUGCCCAAGGACCGCUCGCGAACACCGCAAAUGACUUUUGGGAGAUGGUGUGGGAACAAAAUAGUAUAUCGGUCGUUAUGACCACUAAACUCAUUGAGAAUGGACGGCUCAAAUGUGACCAGUAUUGGCCCAAUGUCGAGAACUCUAAGCAGUACGAUGAUAUCAGGGUGGAAACAAUAGACGAAAUUGACAGCGAUUGCGGGUCGUUCCUUGAAAGGACGAUGACGCUGACUAAAAAAGCUUGCAAACCCAACGCAAAAGAGUCUCCAAAAAGGCCGUGUGCACUACCAUCACCACCUAAGCCAAACUCGAUGCAAAAAGCUGAUACCACGCCACGUGACUGCAAAACGAAAUCACCCUCAAAUACAUCACAAGCAACCUCCCCCAAGGUCAAAGUGUUUCACGAAAAUUCCCUGACCACUUCUCCGACGGUCAAAGCAUUCCGCGAUAGGGCAGUUACUAAGUCUGUGUCCGAAGAGAGCCUGGAGAGAAGUUCCGAUGAGAUGCCGGUAGACGAUGAGCAAGAGGAGACUCGAACGAUAGUGCAGUACUAUUACAAGGCAUGGCCAGAUCAUGGGGUGCCCUCAUCGCCCAAUGGCGUGAUUGAGAUGCUUGGGGCUAUCAAUGAGCGCCAAGAAGCACAAGCAGGUGCUGGACCGAUUGUAGUGCAUUGUAGUGCGGGGGUCGGUAGAACUGGUACCAUGGUGGCUAUUGACACAGCAAUCAAGGCCGUAUUGGACCCAAAGAAUGGCUUCGUUGAUUUUCCGCGGGUUAUAUUGGACCUGCGCAGACAACGGCAGAUGAUGGUGCAGAGUCUGUCGCAGUAUGCCUUCUGUUAUUAUGCGCUUGAUGAGUUUGUAGAGAAAGAUAUGCCGGACAAUGACGAUGGAAGGGAGGACAACUCUGCUUGAGACAUUGUGUAAUUCGUCGUUCAUCCUUUUUGGCUGUGUUGUAAGAAAGCACAUUCGAAGUGUCUUUCGUGGUGUCCGAUUCAAUCACAAACCCUAUCUGGAAAGGUCUACUGUCGCGAUAGAAAAUUGAAUUUAACUAGAGAAAUAUGUUGUACGUACUGUAUAGCAAUCUCGCGUACAUCAGGGUCAACAGUAUGUACUCGGGUGUCCACCAAUGAUCUUAAUAAAAAAGCUUCAUCGGGUAAUUUGUACAGGG
Sphaeroforma arctica JP610 is the source of this 1462-nucleotide messenger RNA. RefSeq lists its product as hypothetical. The coding region runs from base 103 to 1206 and encodes 367 amino acids. NCBI's taxonomy places the organism in Eukaryota, Ichthyosporea, Ichthyophonida. Gene Ontology annotation, molecular function: protein tyrosine phosphatase activity. The transcript is spliced from 2 exons. Gene Ontology annotation, biological process: protein dephosphorylation. The record is from RefSeq and is a predicted model, not a curated record.